Aptenodytes forsteri (emperor penguin) is the source of this 1539-nucleotide messenger RNA. Its product is annotated as retina-specific copper amine oxidase. Gene Ontology annotation, cellular component: plasma membrane. The transcript is spliced from 3 exons. Bases 1 to 1539 code for a protein of 512 amino acids. The record is from RefSeq and is a predicted model, not a curated record. Gene Ontology annotation, biological process: amine metabolic process. Lineage: Eukaryota; Metazoa; Chordata; Aves; Sphenisciformes; Spheniscidae. Gene Ontology annotation, molecular function: primary methylamine oxidase activity; quinone binding; copper ion binding.
AUGCACAUGAAAACCGUGCUGCUCCUCCUCGUUCUGGCUUUAGCCACGAUAUUUGCUUUAGUCUGUGUGUUGCUGACCAGAGGAAGGGCCCCCAGCCCCUGCCAGCACCAGCCCCCGGAGCAGGAGGACACCGAUGGCGGCCAGAGCCUGGUCUUUGCCGAUCUGACACCCGAAGAGAUGGUGCAAGUGGUGCGGUACCUGCAGGGAAACCUUGGGGUGCAGCUGGUCGAUGCCUCGCGUGCAAAACCCUCCGACAACUGCAUCGCCUCUGUCGACGUGCAGGUCCCCGCCAAGGCAGAGGUGCUGCGGUUCCUGGAUGGUGGUGGGGCUCGCCCCCCCCGGGAGGCGCUGGCUGUGCUGUACUUUGGGAACCAGCCAGACCCCAACGUCACCGAGUACGUGGUGGGUCCGCUGCCGACGCCAGCGUAUCACCGGGACAUCACAGUGCAGAAGUACGGGGGGAAGGUGCCGUACCACCGCAGACCAACACUGGCUGUUGAAUACAAACAGAUGGCAGGGUUUUUAAAAAGCCAAGUGUUCCCCACAGCUCCAUCUUUCAUGCGUCAAGUAAUGGAGUAUGAUGGAGCCAGUCUAGCAGCCCUGACAGCCGCCCCCCGUGGAUUCCAGUCUGGAGAUCGGAUCACCUGGUUCGUUUUGUUUCAGAACGUGAGUGGGUUCUUUGUGCACCCGGUGGGGCUGGAGGUGCUGGUGGACCACAGCAGCCUGGACAUCUCCCGGUGGGCGGUGAACAGGGUCUUCUACAACGGGCAGUACUACAGGGACAUGGUUCAGCUGGAGAGCGCCUACGUGCAGGGUCGCAUCAGCGUGGAGAAGGUGAAGAAAGCGCCGAGCGCCGGGGACUUCUCGUCCAUGAAGCCCCGAGCGCCUUCGGCUGCGCUGUUCCCUUUGCAGUACGAGCCCCAGGGUCCCCGCUACAGCAUCAGGGAAAACCGCGUCACGUUCCAGGGCUGGAGCAUCACCUUCGGCAUGAACCCCACCUCCGGGGUGCGAGGGGUCGACUGCCCCUAUUUAGCGACGUAUCUGGAUGUGCACUACCUUGCUCAUUCCCACGUCUCUAGAAUUAGUAAAAAUGCCCUCUGCGUUUUUGAGCAGAACCUGGGCUCCCCUCUGAGGCGCCACUACUCCAACUUGCAGUCGCUCUACUACGGGGGGCUGGUCAACUCUGCUCUGGUGGUUCGGUCCAUUGCGACCAUGGGCAACCAUGACUACGUGUGGGACUUCGUCUUCUACCAGAACGGGGCCAUCGAAGGCAAGGUCCAGGCCACGGGGUAUGCGAGCUCAUCCUUUCUCCACGGGGAUGGUCUGAGAUACGGCAAUAGGGUUUGGGAGCACACGCUGGGUACGAUACGCACCCAUUCCAUCAACUAUAAAGUGGACUUGGAUGUGGGAGGUAGGUCUGGGUCUUCCUAUAAUGUCUGCCAUUAUACUGAGUCACGGUUUUUGGCGGCGGAUCCCUGUGGAGGGUUAUUUGAGUCCAGGAGCAGCUCCUUCUGCACCGUCUGGUGGGCUGAGCAGUGA